Messenger RNA from Sphaeroforma arctica JP610, 2254 nucleotides. RefSeq lists its product as hypothetical. The record is from RefSeq and is a predicted model, not a curated record. The transcript has a single exon. Bases 1 to 1728 code for a protein of 575 amino acids. Lineage: Eukaryota; Ichthyosporea; Ichthyophonida.
AUGCACGUCUCAGUACGUGCCUUAGUCACACACCACACGGCACACUCGCACAAGACACUGCUACUGAAGACACCAGCGCAUCCCACAUCCCAUCUACGGUACUGCUCUACCGGCCACGUGCACACGCCAUUGGCGGCAUGCACUCAACGAGCGCAGCAGAGACACAAGAGAAUUUAUAACCCGUCGCCAUGCACUGGCAUGCGUGAUGAUGAAUAUAGUGGACACACAGUAAGGCGCUGGCUAUCUACGCAGUUUCCUCUGCACUCUGUAGGAAGCGAAGACACAACUCAUGAUAUCGGUAGGAGGAGGGGUAGGUGUGCUAGUACCUGUGUGAGCGGACUGGAUAGGACGGCGAAAAUACCUGAUCACAAGGAAUGCAUUAACGCACACGAGCUGAAUUAUGUGGACGAGAUGAUGUUCAGCGAACUACUGGACAUGUCUCUGCCUGCGAGUGCGACUGACUACGCUACACAUGGCACAGCUGCAUGUAGUAUGGACAAAGAUGGUCAGGGGAGGAGUUUUAAGACAGCUCAAUCUAUAAGUCAGUGUGACACUGAGACCACACCACGACCACCUGUGCGGCAAGCAGAUGGGACACAAGACUUGAACUACAUUGAUGCCAUGGUGUUCAGAGAGCUCUUGUCUAUGCCCAUAGCUGAAAGCUCGAUGGCGUAUGGGGUUGGUGGAGUAGGUGUCGAUACUAGCAGCAGAAGCAAAGGUCCUGGACAGGGGCGGCAGGGCAGCCCUGAGGAAAAUUCCUUGGGACAUGCACACGUGAACUAUGUCGAUCAGAUGAUGUUUGGUGAUCUGCUCGACAUGCCGCUAAAAACACAGCCAGACCACAAUGACAGUCCCUGCAAUGGCGCCGUAGGAAACAGAUUGGACGAGUUGUGGGAUUCAUCCGAUUGCAAUGCCACAGCGACUGUGCAGAGGGGCACGUCGCCAGAGCUACGCCUAGAAGACCUGAACUACAUCGACCGGAUGGCGUUCGGUGAUUUAGAGAACAUUCAGUUAGCGCCCCAGUCUACAGCAUUGCCCAUGGGAGACAAGAGGUUAUUGCUGACGAAGGCGCUUGUCACACCCAACACCAGUGGUGCGCACACACAGACAGAGACGGGGCGGGCUGGACUCGGCAAGGUGGGUGGCACUGGGACGUUGCAUGCGGCGAGUGAGGGAAUGAAAGAGGAUAGCAUGAACUACAUAGAUCAGAUGAUGUUUGGUGAUAUAGAAGACAUGCUUGUGCGAUCAGACCCCUCCACCGUGCCGGUGGAAGUGCCCGUCUCAGCUUCACACACACACACCCGGAAUAGUCCGAAUGUCCUGCCAGACAGGUGCAGGGCUACACCCUGCAACAGGGGAGAGGGGGAGAUACACCCCGUGCAGCAGGAUGUCUCCAAGCGUUUGACGGCAGAGGUCCAACUGAACUACAUAGACCAGAUGAUGUUCGGUGGUCUGCUGACAGCGACACCCCUCUCCAUGACACAGGAGAGCCAGCUGGAAGGUGCAACGGGUGUGGCGUCGGACCUCACAGACAACGGGCACACACACAACUCAUUAGACAUGGCCACGCCUGGGAAGUGGGACGACAGCACCAGUGAGAAGGUGAGGCCGUCUAUGUCGAAGGGUGCGGUAGGCGCAGUGGAGGUAGACGUUAGCAUGAAUUACAUUGACCAGAUGAUGUUUGGCGAAUCGGAGGGGCUGCAACUAGACCCGGGCGAGCGGUCCUAGGCUCAGGGCACCCGGGUGCAAAGGACAGGUUAAUGUUCGGGACAACUUGGCGCAGUUAGUCGUACUACACUGCAGCGGAGAGGGUGGCAUGCGCAAUAUGAGACCCAAUUGUGUACAUUAGCUUCUGAUCGGCUUGCAGUGGGGGGUGGGUGUUCACCUGGGCUACCUGCCCGAUACUUAUCUACCCCUCCUAUUGCAUUUUUUGGGUGCAUGUACUCGUACUGUGAACAUCAGGAGGAAACACAUCUAUGAGGCCUGACUGAUACUUGAAAGCCGCACCAUCCGGUUUGCUUAGGCAAAGGGAUAGACUCAGAAGACCAAUAUAAUAUGAUAUUAGUAUACUGGACGUUGCAAGUGUUUGGGAUCAUGUCACGCAUGUAAACAUUAGUGCAGUAUUGUAUACUACACCAAUCAAAUGUAUGCAAACAAGACUUAACACCAAUUGAAUGCACACGAUUAAGACUUAACACAAAUCAAAUGUAUACAAUUAAGACUUAGCACCAAUCAAAUGUAUACAAUUAAGACU